Messenger RNA from Raphanus sativus (radish), 2682 nucleotides. RefSeq lists its product as uncharacterized. Lineage: Eukaryota; Viridiplantae; Streptophyta; Magnoliopsida; Brassicales; Brassicaceae. The record is from RefSeq and is a predicted model, not a curated record. The transcript has 9 exons. Bases 161 to 2509 code for a protein of 782 amino acids.
AAAUGUAAAAAUAUAUUAUUUUAAAGCAAAAAAAAAAAUAAGUAAACAAAUACGUCUCGAUUCCUUAAACUCUAGAUCAUUCUUCACUCUCUUCACUUUCUCACUGUUUCUAAGAAACUCCCGAGUGUUCUCACGAAUCGAAGCUUCAGCAGUUUCAGAAAUGGCAAAAACAAGAGGAGGAGGACAAGUUGGUUCUCGUCGGAGUAGACGUAAUCAAGGCUUGGAUGUAGUAGAUCCAACACUAACAGUGAAGAAAAGAACAACAAAGAAAGUGGCUGCCCCAACAAAGGCUUUAGUUCUAACGCCAACGAGAAGAAGUAGUAGAAUCAAGAAAGUGGCUGCUCAAGAUGACGAGGUAGAAGAUGAGCUAGAAGAUGUUACACCAGAAUAUAUUCCGCGAGAUGAUGAGCUAGAAGAUGUUACACCAGAAUAUAUUCCGCGAGAUGAUGAGGUAGAAGAUGUAACACCGGAAGAUGUAACACCAGUGGCUGAUCAAGCUGAGAAGGCAAGGUCUGAAGAUGAUAAAGAAGAAGGAGAAGCUUGUUUGAAAGGACAGGAACAGAAAGAGGAUGAUGGAGAACCUGCUAAUAUGGUAGAAGAUGAAGUUCUCAAUGAGGAAGGGAACGAAGAAGUCAGCAAUGCUCAAGAUGAUGAGAUUCCUAGUAACGAAGGAGUUGAGCUACAAGGGGAAGAAGUGAAAGAAAAAAAUAGAAAAGGACCAACAAAGAUGCGUAGAGUGGCUGAAAAUCCUAAUGAAAAGGUUGCGGUCACAUUCACUGACUUUGGUGAGCAUGUUGGACCUGGUUCAGUAACACUAUCAUCUUUUCUUGGUCCUCUUGUGAGGGAACAUGUUCCGGUAACACUUUCUGAUUGGAGAAGACUUGAUGCAGCGACUAAAGCAACAAUGUGGGAAGAAAUUCAGGGGAGGUUUAACUUGCAAGAAGAGUGGCAUAAAGCUGUUAUUUUCAAGCAGUUGGGAAGCUUGUGGAGGGCUGGGAAGUCAAGGCUAGUGUCACAAGUACGGGCAGCGAAGACUGCUGCUGAGAGAUUAAAAUUAAAACCCAGCAACGUCCCAUCUAUACAAGUGUGGAACACUUGGGUUAGGAGCAAGACUACCUCAAGAUUCACGGAAAUAAGUAAUAGGUACCGAGAGCUGAGAAAAAAUCAGAUUCCUCAUACCACCAGCCGCAAAGGAAUGAUUCGUUUAGCUUAUGAUAUGAAAAAAAAGAGUCAAGACCCGAAAAAAGUGAGUAGGAGUAAGGUAUGGAUUGCGGGACAUACUCACGCUGAUGGUAGACCCGUGAAGCCUCAAUAUGCUGAGACUAUUGAACAAAUCCAGUCACUUGAUAGUCAAAUGGACUCUACAUCAGCUGCUGAUAACAUAAGGGAGGAUGCUGUCACCAAGAUUUUGGGAAAAGACAAACCUGGACGAGUAAGGGGGUUUGGUAGAGGGAUUACGGCUACUAAACUAGCAUUUCUGCAAUCUAGAGACGCAAAGAUUGCUGAUAUGGCUAGUGAGAUUGAAGAGUUGAAGGGCAUGAAAACUAAUGGUGAGACUGAAACAUCUGAGACAAGUGUUGGAUUCAAAGAAGGAGUCAGAGUACAAAUACUGGAUUGGUUUGAGUCAGAAGAUGUAGUUGUUGGUGAAGGAGAAUUUUGCUCUGAUGAACCGAUGUACAAAAUUGGUCGUGUGCCUAUUGGUCCUAAUGUAGUGGCUGUUAUUGUUAAGUCUGCAUUAAUCUCGGAAGCUUUUCUCUGGAGGCCUACGACAGAUGUAUUAUCUCUUGAGGACGCAGUGGGAUGCAAAGUAGCUUGGCCAAUAAAUAAAGUGGUUUUGGACAGGAAUCCAGUAGCGUCUCAAGAUGUAUCGAUGCAACACAAGGAAGGCGAAACUCGAAGAUGCAAAAUCUAUGACUGGACUUCAGAAGAAGAAGAGGUUAUUGCUGAAGGUCUCCUGUGCUCAUCUAAUUCCAAAGAGAUGGUUAACAAUAUACCUCUGGGUCCAAAUGCGGUGAGCAUUGAAGUGGUGAAGGUGUUUAAAGAUAAUGCUCAUUUGUGGAGGCCAACUGCGGAGAUGUUUUUGAUUGGUGAUGCAAUUAACGAGAAAAUCGCAUGGCCACUCCUCAAGUUUGAAAUCAUGGCUUCGAUCACUACAGCUGCAACACCUGCAAAACCUGCAGCCACGAAAACAGCAUCACCUACCAAACCAGCAAAGAAAAAAGCAAUGAGGUCAGGCAGCACUAGUACCACCAAAAGUGCAAAGCAGAAGUGUAUUCUCUUCGACUGCAGCAACACCGGACGUAAGGUAGCUGAAGGAAGAGUGGCUUCAACUGAUCCGAAAGAGCUGUGUCACUUUGUGCCCCUGGGUCCAAAUGCAAGCAAGGUGUGGGUUGAAGUGGCUAAGAUUGGUGAUGCAAAGGUGUGGAGGCCAAAUUCAGAGAUUGAAUACAUCUCUGAUGUAAUAGGUUCGGUUGUGGCAUGGCCAAAUGAUAAACUGAAGUUGGUGUGAAAGUCUGAAACAAUGUAGCUCUAGUUGUGUUUUUUUUUCUCGACGGCUCUAGUUGUAUUUCUAGUUUGAACUUAUGUGAAGUUAUGUGUAAUAUUUAUGUGUGAUAUUAUGUGUAAGUUCACAAACAAAAAACAAAUAUUAUGUGUAAUAUUAAGAUAUAAUCUUGUGUACUA